CCGACAGUUGUCACUGCAGCGCAAGUGAAAACUACUUAAAAAUCCAGGCACCAUUUUUUUUCCCCCCGUACUGGAUGAAAUGUAAAACAUGAAAUAGUUCCGAUUGUGGUCUCAACAUUACAAUAUCAUGCAUGGAGCUCAGAGAUCUGUGAAAUUGUGCAAUUUAAUCACAACUUUGAACCUUUUUCAAAUGUUUUUAUUUGCCUCCGUUCAUUCAGGUUGGUUGCUCAAAUUAGCUACUUUUCCAGUGAAAAGAGUGAAACAUUUGUGGCUGCUUACUAUUGCACAAUAGCCUGCUUUUUAAUGCUGUAUGCUCACUGCUUGUACAUUAGCCCCAACAGCCCUCCCCCAUAUCCUAGCAAGCAAUCUUACUGGUUCAGUCGUAUCAGGAGAGAUGUGUUGUGAUGCCCUCUUAAUGGGAAAAGUAAGAGUGGCUAAUCUCAGAACCAAUACGACUGAACAUGUGUGAUAAGAGAGAGAACAGGCUGUUUCAUUAUCCCUUGUGUAACUGAGCAACAGACUCAGUUCAGCAGAUUUAAAGAGUGUUGAUCCAGCGAAAAGAAGCAUCUCCCUGCAGUUUUGGGUGAACUGUAGCCUAGUAGCCUAGUCCAUGUGAUUGGAUGUCCAGGCUUCUGUCACAGCCUAUCCCCACCAUGACAUUUCACUCAUGAUAUUGUCAUUGGCAAUCAUCAAAAUAAGGCCUUCUACUCCUCUCCAUUUUUAUGGUUUGAUAUUAUCCGUUUAGUUGACCAAUGAGCACAGAAAUGGAUGCAAUUUGCAAAGCCUAUUUGGUCGAAAUAUAGCAAGACAUUUGCUUCGAUUUCUGAUUUACAGUCGGACGGUUUCAGUAUCAUCUUGGCCCAGAAUGGCCAACUCCAGUCCUUGGGGGCCUGAUUGGUGUCACUUUUCCCCCAGCCCCAGCUUACACUGCAAUAAUCAACUAAUCAUAAUCUUCAGUUUAGAAUGGAAUUAGUUUAAUCAGCUAUGUUUGCUAGGGAUUGGGAAAAGGUGUGACACCACUCCGGCCAGUAAAAAGCAUAUUAUAGCCCGCUUGGAGUUUGCUAAAAGGCUCUGACCAUGAGAAACAAGAUUCUCUGGUCUGAUGAAACCAAGAUUGAUGUCUUUGGCCUGAAUGCCAAGUGUCACGUCUGGAGGAAAUCUGGCACCAUCCCUAUGGUGGUGGCAGCAUCAUGCUGUGGGGAUGUUUUUCAGCAGCAGAGACUGGGAGAUUAGGCAGGAUCGAGACAAAGAUGAACGGCGCAAAGUACAGAGAGAUCUUUGACGAAAACCUGCUCCAGAGCGCUCAGACUGGGGCUAAGGUUCACCUUCCGACAGGACAACAACCCUAAGCACACAGCCAAGACAACGUAGGAGUAGCUUCGGGACAAGUCUCGAACAGUUCUGGAGAGACCUGAAAAUAGCUGUGCAGCGACGCUCCCCAUCCAACCUGACAGAGCUUGAGAGGAUCAGCAAUGAAGAAUGGGAGAAACUACCCAAAUACAGUACCCUUUCCUGUUUGGCUUGAGUCUGGCCAUCUGCUGGAGUUUCCUCGUCUGUGUAAGCAGAGUCUACAUGGGCAUGCACUCUGUCCUGGAGGUCAUCACUGGCUUUCUAUACAGCCUGCUGAUCCUGGCCGUCUUCCAAUCAACGUUGGACCAGAUUGACAGUUUCUACCUGACGAGCCACCAUGCACCACUAGUCAUUGUCAUCCUGCACGUAGGCUUAGGCUUCCUGGCGUUCACCCUGGACACAUGGAGCACCUCACGGGGUGACACAGCGCAGGCUCUGGGCACUGGGGCCGGGGCUGCCCUGGCCUCCCACCUCAACCACCAGCUGGGCCUGCUGGCUGACCCACCACUUUCCUCCCUGCCCCUGGCACUGCCCCCCCUGAGUGCUGCCCUAUUGGCCCGCUCCCUGCUGCGCCUACUGCUUGGGGUGGUAGUCCUGCUUGCCACCCGGGCUGCAAUGAAAGCAGCCACCAUUCCGCUGGCCUGCCGGGUGUUUGGGCUGCCUGCUGGUGAUGUACGGCAGGCACGGCAGCACAUGGAAGUUGAGCUAUCUUACCGCUACAUCGUCUAUGGCACUGUGAGCUUCAGCUGCGUCUGUCUGGUUCCCCUCCUCUUCAGCUACCUGAACCUCUCCUGAACAGACUCGAUAAUCUGCUAAUCAGCCUCCACCCCUUGUGCUUAAACAGUACAUAUGUACAGCAGAGACAUGGCCACAUGCCUAUUAUAUUAUGGUGACCGGGAGACAAAAAAACAUGUCAACUCUAAACAUGUCCACCAACUUUUUUGUGAGGGGUUGUCUUUUUCAUCUCUGUCACCAGUUGUCAUGUUGUCAGUCUGUGCCGUUAAAAGUAAGCCCAGCUAGCACAUAACGUUCUGAGAACCAUAUGUUUCUUAGAGCUUGGUGAGAGUGUGGUUGUCUCAUGGUUAUUUUGCAUACAACCUUCCCACAAGUUUCUGGGAAUGGGGCAUGAUAGUUGCUUGGCUUUGAAACAUUCUCAGCACAUUUAAGGAACUUGAUGUCCUGAGAUAUUUCAUUACUAUAACAGAAAGUUUCCCAAAAGUUCAAACAUGGUUACAUUUAAAUUUUAGUAAAGUUUUAGGAAUGUUCUCCAACUGGUUUGACAUUGAGUAUGUUCUCAAAUAGUUCAGAGAACGUUAAGAACGUUAUUCUGUAGGAAUUUCAGUACUUCAGCAUUACGUUUCCUCAUGGUUCUGUUUAAAGCAAUGUUCUCAAACUGUUCUAGAAUGUUAUUUUAAAAAAUACAUUCCGUUCUCAGCGUGAACAGCAUCUUUUAAGUGUGUUCAGGUGUUGGCUGCGCCCUCUAAUUGGCCACACCUGAUCUUAAUGAGUGCUUCUUUCCUUUGAAAUGGGUUCAGUUUGAAUAGACUAAAAUGAACAGCGUUGUAUGAGUAAAAAAAAAACAUUGCAUGCUAGCUCCAUCCUGGUGGCGUAGUGGACUAAUUCAAUGGCUAGAAAACACAUAUCAUAUGUUUGAAUCUCAUUGACGCCAUGUCACAAAAAAUACAUAUGUUUGCAUGAUUUAAUGCCUACGCAAAUUAAUGUCCAUGUGUUCUUCCUGUGCUCAGAGUUCAAAACAGUUAAACUAAGCUGGCAGUGUUAUUAAAAGUCUUAAUGAAACAUGUUCUUAGAAUGUUAUUUAAGUUCAAAUCAGAAUGUUAAUAAAACCUCCUGGAAAACCUUCAGGGAAUCGUAGUAAAAUGUUCUCAGAACCUCUCCUACCUAAAAAUGUUCACUUCUGUUCUCAGAAUGUUUAAGAAAUGUUGUGUUUUACUGGUCAGGAAAUGUAUGGCUUCAUUCCCAGAACCAAUAGGAAACCAAAAACGUGUGUUCCCACAACUUCCAAUGAACCAAACGUGCUAGCUGGGAGGUGUUUGUUUUAUAUCAGCCAAAAUCCAUCUCCUCUUGAUUACGCUCUGCUCCCAACAGAAGACCCUUGAAUAGAAACACAGAUACUGGCCCCAGUUUUUUUCAAAACAUUUAAGCCAGAUCAAAACGAUCCUGUGUUCAAUUCUGCUCCCCGUUCAGAUAUCGUCCCUCAUUUUUGUAUGUAGGUUUAUGAAGAAACUGAAGCAAAUCUCUAACAUAUCACAUGUGCUACAACAAAGAUCAUGUUAUAUGAGCCCAUGAGAUUUGGGUCAACUUUUUAAAAAAAUUGUGUAUCUUUCUAAAAUUAAGGGGAACAAAGUUGAUUGUGGAAACAGGAAUGAGACAAAAUAUCCCCUCUGUGCCGUAUAGGCCCUUAUCCUGCUCAGUACAUCAAUAUUAUUUACCCUUGAAACAAUAAACUGGACUCAAUUCCAACCCCUACAAGUGCAGUUUGAUGUCAUUUCAGUUACCAUUUUCCCUUGAAUAUAUAUUUUUGUUCAUAGGAACAUACCACAAAAAUGUCACCUUAGCAUUUGAGAGAGACCAUGCCCCUCCUGGAUGUUUUUUUCCCUCAGAAAUAUGUGAGAUUUGCAACUUGCAAGUGGAAGGAUAUUAUACUCACUGUGAUCUCAAGGCAUGAUUAUUGGGGCAUUAAUCUAAUGUGAUUACAAUGGCUGUGUUUACACACAAAGCCUAAUAAGAUGUUUUUAUUUAAUAUUCAAUCCUUUUUGUUUGACUGUCCACAUUGCACAUACACAUUGACCCUGCCUUUGAAAUAGCACACAGACACUGAUUAUUUAGUGUCACUGUUCCUUUCUAUCGUUUGUUGUUUGUUUUUCUCUGCUAUGUCUUUAGCUAAACCUCUUUGGUCUUAUUUAUAAUGUAGACUACUGUAACAGUUUUGCGAUAUCUCUGACGGGCUGACAUGCUUGCAACCAAGAUCAGUAUUUGUUCCUAUCUUGACACUGAGAAUGACACAAAAAAAUCAGUUGAGAGCAAAACAAUCUGAACAUCCAGACUCCGGUCACAUGCAGAGCAUUGGACAUGUAUAGGAUUUUAGUACCACUGCAGAGCAUUGGACAUGUAUAGGAUUGUAGUACCACAUACAAAUGUGGUACUAAAUUGGAACUCAAAAGAUCAGGGACCUCGUUUAUAAAACAUUCUUUUGCACAUAUUUGAUUGUACAUUUAGCUUACGAUGAAAUCCACAACAGAUUAUUUAAAAACCUUGAAAUGUGCGUACCUCUAAGUUAGCAACAGACCAUGCUUACAACUGUAUUCCAAGCAAGACGUCAUUUCGCUCCUUUGGACAAAUGGAGGUGCAUGCCAUAGGUUAACUGUAAGGACGUUGAUCUAAGGAUUUGUGGUCUACGAAUAAAUAUCAUUAUUAUUAUUAUUGUUAUGGUUAUAUUAAGACAAACAGGAAAAUCAAAUUGUUGUCCACUUCAUGAAACAAUUUGGUGAGUUGGUGAAAGCACAGUAUGGGAAAAUGAUGUUUAUUUUUAUCGUAAUAGUAUUGCAAGAUCAUUCUUGUCUGUUCUUACAUGACAAGCUUAAAUCUGUAGGUCCAAAUGCAACCAAUAUUAGCCACCAUAUUACCACAAGGUGAUCUCUCGUUAAACCAUCAAUUCACACUAAGAUCACCCGCACAGGGAUCUCAAAUGCUUUCAACAUUUCCUGAUCCCUUAAAGUCGAGCUUCGAGCUCGGUCGGUGUGAUGUUAGUCUGCUUUCGCCCCAAAAUGGUUUAA
This is a messenger RNA of Oncorhynchus keta (chum salmon), 5144 nucleotides long. It is a transcript of the gene sgpp1a, whose product is annotated as sphingosine-1-phosphate phosphatase 1a. The coding region runs from base 1480 to 2145 and encodes 221 amino acids. Lineage: Eukaryota; Metazoa; Chordata; Actinopteri; Salmoniformes; Salmonidae. The transcript has 3 exons. Gene Ontology annotation, molecular function: sphingosine-1-phosphate phosphatase activity. The record is from RefSeq and is a predicted model, not a curated record. Gene Ontology annotation, biological process: phospholipid dephosphorylation; sphingosine metabolic process. Gene Ontology annotation, cellular component: endoplasmic reticulum membrane.